AUGGAUGAGAUUGCCCCCGAGUAUGAUGUUGUGGUGCUCGGCACUGGGUUGACCGAGUGUGUCCUCUCGGGUGUUCUUAGUGUCAAGGGAAACAAGGUGCUUCACAUCGAUCGCAAUGACCACUAUGGAGGUGAGGCUGCCUCGGUGAACAUUGAGACUCUGUUCAAGAAGUACGGCAACGUCAAGCCCGGCGAGGAGCCCUGGAAGAAGUAUGGUCGCGUCAACGACUGGAACAUCGACUUGGUCCCCAAGUUGCUUAUGGCCAACGGAGAGUUGACCAACAUCCUUGUCUCCACCGACGUUACGAGAUAUCUCGAGUUCAAGCAGAUUGCUGGCAGCUACGUCCAGCAAGGCAAGGGUCCCAAGGCUACCGUUGCCAAGGUGCCUUCCGAUGCUGGUGAAGCUCUGCGCUCAUCUCUCAUGGGCCUGUUCGAGAAGCGGAGAGCUAAGAAGUUCCUGGAAUGGGUUGGUGAAUUCAAGGAGGAGGACCCCUCCACUCACCAGGGCCUGAACAUCCACACCUGCACAAUGAAGGAAGUCUACGACAAGUUCGGACUGGAGGACAACACUCGUGACUUUGUUGGUCACUCCAUGGCCCUGUAUCCUUCCGAUGAGUACAUCCUCAAGUCGGGUAUGGCUCCCGAGACGAUUAACCGCAUCCGCUUGUACGUGAACUCGAUGGCACGCUACGGAAAGUCCCCCUACAUCUACCCUCUCUACGGUCUGGGCGAGCUUCCCCAGGGUUUCGCUCGUCUGUCCGCUAUCUACGGAGGUACCUACAUGCUCAACACCUCCGUUGAUGACGUUCUCUACGACGAGAGCGGCAAGGUUUCCGGCAUCAAGGCCACCAUGAAGGACCGUGACAACGAGGCCGAGUCUAUGACUUUCUCCACCAAGACCAAGAAGAUUCUUGCAGACCCCUCAUACUUCCCUGGAAAGGCCAGAGUCACCGGCUACCUGCUGAAGGCCAUUUGCAUCCUAAACCACCCCAUUGACAAGACCGACGGCAGCGACUCGCUGCAGCUGAUCAUUCCUCAGUCGCAGGUCGGCAGAAAGCACGAUAUCUACAUCGCCAUGGUAUCGUCGGCUCACAACGUCUGCCCCAAGGGCUACUACAUUGCCAUCGUCUCCACUAUUGCCGAGACGGAUGCUAACCACCACCUGGAGCUGGAGCCUGGGUUCGAGCGCCUGGAUAAGAUCGAGGAGACAUUCAUGGGUGCCCCCAUUCCUCUGUAUGAGCCUAUCGAGAGCGGCGAGAAGGAUAACAUCUUCAUCUCGAAGAGCUACGAUCCUUCAUCCCACUUUGAGACCACGACUGACGAUGUGCGGGACAUCUACCGUCGCGCGACGGGCGAGGAGUUGGUCGUUGAGGGUCUCCGGGAGGGCCAGAAGCUUGCGGAGGAGUAA
Aspergillus welwitschiae is the source of this 1407-nucleotide messenger RNA. RefSeq names its product secretory pathway gdp dissociation inhibitor. The record is from RefSeq and is a predicted model, not a curated record. Bases 1 to 1407 code for a protein of 468 amino acids. Gene Ontology annotation, molecular function: Rab GDP-dissociation inhibitor activity. Gene Ontology annotation, biological process: small GTPase-mediated signal transduction; protein transport; vesicle-mediated transport. The transcript has 8 exons. Gene Ontology annotation, cellular component: cytoplasm. Lineage: Eukaryota; Fungi; Ascomycota; Eurotiomycetes; Eurotiales; Aspergillaceae.